AUGAUCCAGCCGACCUUUCAGAGGACGCGGGGCGGCGCCGACUCGGUCAAGUACCAGAUGAUCGUUGAGAGGGUGGGGCCGCAGCUCAGCGUCGUGCUUAACCUCAGUGUGGCCAUCAGAGAGGCCAUCAUCGAAAACGUGGCCGGAAAGGACUGGGACGAGGCCAAGCGGGUGGCGAAGGAGACCGGUGGGGACCCCGACGAGGCGGUGGCUGGGCUGCAGUCCGCGGACGAACUCUUCGAAGAGAUCAACAAAGGGCUGAAGAAGGGGCUGGACAAUCGGGUCUCGGCGCAGUUCGCGACGAUGCAGAUGGCGGGCGUGGACGCCGGCGAGUCCAAGGUCUUCGCCACGCUGGGCGCGGCUACGAACCUCUUGGUAGACCUAGAGGCCGUCGAAUCGGAGGUGGUUCCCUGCUUUCCCCGGGAGUACGACAUCUUGCGGGUGUUCCGAGACUCCUACGAGGGCUUCCUGAAGGACCUGCUGCUUCCGCUGGUGUGCGGCGAGGACAAGAUGGCGGACUGCGACGUGAGAGAUAUCUUGGAGGCGAUCAAGUGGCUGGAAUACUACAACACCAAGGUCGAACGGUGCGAAGAGUUCGCGCAGGCCAUCAACGGGCUGAACGCAGCCUACCUCACCCGCAUCAAGGCGCAGAUCAUCAAGUGGGUGCAGAACCUUCGGGCGCAGCACCUGGAGGUGCAGCUCGAUGCCGAGGGGCACUAUGUGACUACUCUCCCCGACGACAUGUUCAACCUCAUCAACAUGCAGAUCAGCGUGGCCAAGACCCUUCCGGAGAACUUUCUUGGAUCGGUGGUUCUCGCCUGCCUAGAGGUCCUGCAAGACAUUCAGGAGGACAGCAUGAUGUCGAUGGAGGCAGGGUGGAGGAGGAUCAGCGCCGAAGAGGAUGGUCUGGAGAGGCUGUGUGCCAUGGUCAACGACAACCUUCGUUUGCAGGAGAAAAGCGAUGAGUUUAUCGAGGACAUCGCGGGGGGCCUCACAGAUGAGGAAAGAACACGUCUCUCAGGCAUGAUCGACACCGUGUCUGGAGCAUACGUGGAGGUAGCUUUGAUAGCGACAGGGGCUAUCAGCAACUCCAUGAUUGCCACCCUGGAGGAUGCCGAGGCAAGGCGCGUGGUGCAAAAGCUGUUCUCUGACGAGUGGGAGAUCGGCACGUUCGAGGCGAUGAAGACGAUCACUGAGACGUAUGCCGACUACUUCCGGGACCUGCACGGCUGGCUGUCGGAGUACUUUUUCGCCAAGCUGGCAAGGGCCUGCUUCGAGAAAAGCGUCAAGGUCUACGUAGAGUCCCUCUUGAUAGGCGACGCCUCCGGAGCAAGGCAUGAGUUCUCGUCCCCUGGGGUGGCGGCUCAGCGGAUUCGCGGAGACAUUCAGCUCUUGAUCCAGUUCUUCACGAACGAGACUAUGCCAGGGUCGAGCACAACGAUGAAGGAGUACCUCGCUCAGGCGGGGAUAAGAGAGGUCGGCGCGAUGGACGACGUGGCUCAGGCGGCGAGAGAUGCUGCAACCGUUUUGGAGGCGGACGACGAUGGGAUGGACCGCCUUCAGGGCAGCUUGGUGCAGGCGGCGAUAAAACGCCUCGUGAGGGAGUUCAAGAGCAAGGGGACGGACGUGGUGAUGAUGGUGGUCGGGAUGCAGGGCCGCAGGGGCGUGGAGGAAAUGAGACAGAGGAGAGAGUUCGUUGAGCGCCUGGCCAACACGUGCGGGAGAUUCACCGAGUCGGACGUCUCCACGAGAUUCGACAUCAAGAGCCAAUCCGGGAGCGGCGUUAUGGGAGACCGGCUGGCAGACCGAUGGCGCCGAAUGCGCGAUACAGUGCGCGACGGAAUAGUUCCCGUCUGAUCGUCGUUGUUCCGCUCGUGGUAUCUUGCAAACCUGUGCGCAUCCGGGUGCGUGUGUGUGUAUUGGGGGGUUCUUCGCGUGCUGCAGCAUCGAGUGCACAGACCUGCUGAUUAUCUAGAACUGUCAAAAAUAGACAUGUCUUGGUCAGACGAGAAUACGCUACAAAGCACCGUGCACACGCUAUUUAAAAAUUUGUUGGUCCGAGGGGCUCCACUGAUGGGAGGAGGGGGCGCGCGGAGGAGACUGGAAGGGGCUGUGUGUGUUUCUUGGGGUAUUUAACUAGGGUGAGCAAUGGAGGCACGUGUGUUGAUGCUUUCGAGCUUGGCACCGACCGCGAUGCGUUUUCCUGUGUACCGGAACGGUGAGAUAUUGCCACCAGAGUUUGUGUGUGAUUUUUGGAUUUGCUAAGUAGCAUCGAUCGCAUGUACGGGUUAGGGUUACCCAUAAGAAAUGCCGGUUGGCUAGUCUUCUCUCCUUACGGGGCCAACACGAGACAUCUGCGAGUUGGUCGUAGUCCGCUUAAUUCCUCCGCCCUUACUUGUGCGUUGGGUGUUGUUUGUUCAACUGUCGAAGGUGGUGGUUGUAACAAUAGUUCGCUCGUUGGGCUCUUUCGGAUUGUCUAUGUUCGAUGUUAUAGUGUUUCAUUUGUUGGUUUGGGCAAACUAGUAGUGUACACCUUGCCGCUGUCGGCGUUGUCAUUUUCAAAUUUUUUGGUUUGUUGUUUCGUUGUUGGCACCUUGGAUUGAUUCGUUUGUAGAAUAUGCUAGACAUCCGA
Messenger RNA from Ectocarpus sp. CCAP 1310/34, 2632 nucleotides. The record is from the annotation of a GenBank genome assembly. NCBI's taxonomy places the organism in Eukaryota, Phaeophyceae, Ectocarpales, Ectocarpaceae.